AGAGGCAAUCGAUUCGCUGAAGCAGCAGACAACAUUGUCACAUUGGGGAAUGGUGCUCGUAUUACGCAGAUCACCGUCCGCAUAUCCCAACCACUAGCCCGAAUCCAGCGUAAAACAUAGGCUCGGAUCUCGGGAACGUCGGACAAAGAAGCGUCGAAGGAAUGCUCCCCACCAAAGCCGAAAAUAGAAUAUGGCGCCACGUGUAUCUCUCUGUUUAAUCCCCCAUAUACCCGUCACCGCCAAUGUUUAGGCGCGUGCAAGCCGCAAAAUACCAUUUUCUUCAACCAAGGUCCCAUAACAUACCACUGCCGUGCAAUCGCUCGAAUCAGGCCACUCUGUGAACCCCCACAACAACCCUCAAAAUGCAUAAGCUGACUUCCUCGCUUGACCCCUUAUACUCCUCGGGUGGGAAGGGCUCAAUGCGAUAUUUCUUUCUCCACGGAGGGUAUUCCCGGUUACCCUUCCCCGAUGAUGAGGUUUCGGUCGAGGCCAAGGUUCUAGUCUUCAAUGGACAGGGCAAGAUUGUAUUCGACCACAGCACAGAUGAACCGACCUCCCGGUACCACUUCGUCAAUCGCGCCUUGGUAUCUGUCGAUGACCGACAAGACACCUAUGUACCAGCUAGAACCUUCAUAGAAACAUUAUUGAAAAACAUUUCCAUCCCUACACUACUAUUCGCUGAGAUUCCACGGGACCAGGUCAUUGCGGGGGAUUCCGAGGAGGAUAGCCAAUUUCUAUACGUCGCCCUCGUCACGCUGGGCCGCACCGGCCUCGAUCAAGCCUCCUUCCAAGACUACGAAUACCUGAAGAGCAUGCUGCACAGCUUCGUGCCGCGCUUUGCGAGGAUCGUCUCGCAGAUCAGCGACGCGUACCUCCCCGGAGACGCUCGCAACCUCUCUGACCAGAUCGCCGGCCUGAUGAUGCCCGACCCGGCAACAGAGGAGACCAAGGAUCUCCACAAUUUCCUCGUGCUCUACGCCAAGCGAUACGUCCAUGAAGCCUUGAGCGCGGAGGAGAUCCUGAAGCGGUGCUUGAUGCACAUGGUCAAGAUGCCGUUCGAGCUGGAGUCGUCGAUCCGGUAUGGGCUGAUUGUAAAUUGAUUUGUUAGGCCAGGGUGGGGAUUGAACGGUUUAGUGGACUAAACUUGAGUAGCGUAUCCGAGCUUUUGGGUUUGAUAUAUAUAUGAUGCGCAUGUCUAUGAGGGUCCUGAAUCCCA
Aspergillus uvarum CBS 121591 is the source of this 1216-nucleotide messenger RNA. RefSeq lists its product as uncharacterized. The transcript has 4 exons. The record is from RefSeq and is a predicted model, not a curated record. NCBI's taxonomy places the organism in Eukaryota, Fungi, Ascomycota, Eurotiomycetes, Eurotiales, Aspergillaceae. The coding region runs from base 363 to 1100 and encodes 245 amino acids.